UGGAGUGGGACAGCUGAGCUGCAUCGUCAGACACCCAAUCUACUACUUUCCUGUCCUGGUUGUGGUUGAGGCAGGCGAGGAAGUAGGAACCGAGAUCGAUCCACAUCCACUCUGUGCAUCCAGCGCCAACAGCAGCAGCUGCUGCAGACCAUGUGGACGGAUAGGCCGCUGGUCCGGGACGCCGGCGCCGCCGUGCUCACCGGAGUCGCCGCGGCUGUCGUGCUCCGCUUCUGGGAGGAGGUAGCCAACCGCGCGCUGCUGGACCAGGUCAUGCUUCAACCCUCCCUCACUCCCUUCUUCUUCCUCACGAUCCUUAUGGAGGAGAUUGACUUGCUUCUUCUGCUUUGUCCUGAAACGCAAAUCAUUUCUGUCCUCCUAAUACGUUUAUUUCCCUAACGAUAAUUUUUGGUAAGUUGCCAACUUGUGGCUCCAAUUCGUUUGCGGCCCUGAACGGCUGAACCCCUCCCUUCACAGUCAACCACAAAGCUCUCGUACUGCACUACUGCAGCUUUACUGUCACAUUCUGAAUAAUCAAAACUUUGACGCAAUUAACUAAUACUGACUCUUUAUCCCAUCCCCUAAAGAUGAAUGUAUUGAUGAGUGCCUGUAUGUCCUUUUUGCUGUGCAUUCUAGAAACUCUGCAGGAAGCUGGUGCACAUAAGUGUUGGAUUAGUGUAUUUCCUCAUGUGGCCUUUGUUCAGUUCAGAGGAUAUGUAUGCUCCAUUCCUUGCUCCGCUUAUCCUCAUCGUGAACAUCGUGAAGGUGACAGUGAUUGGGCUUAGUGUGGUCAAAGACGAGGGUGUGGUUAACUCGAUGACCAGGCAUGGAGAUCACAGAGAACUUCUCAAGGGCCCGUUGUACUAUGCCUGUGCUAUAACUCUGACAACAAUGGUUUUCUGGAGGACAUCGCCCAUCUCAAUUGCCGUGAUCUGCAAUUUGUGCGCGGGAGACGUGACCUUAUCCAAGACCAAGAAGAAGCCAGGUCUAGAGCGCAAGGGCAAAGUGGUCGCCGAGAUCAAAGACGCCGUCGAACAAUACAGCAGCGCCUAUGUCUUCACCUACGACAACAUGAGGAACCAGAAGCUCAAGGACCUCAGGGAGCAGCUCAAAUCCUCUAGUAGGAUAUUUCUUGCCGGAAAGAAGGUCAUGCAGAUAGCAUUGGGGCGCUCGCCUGCUGAUGAAGCUAAAACAGGCCUGCAUAAACUUUCCAAGUUCCUUCAAGGUGAUUCUGGUCUGUUCUUUACUAAUCUUCCAAGGGAUGAUGUGGAGAGGCUGUUUCAAGAAUUUGAGGAGCAUGAUUUUGCAAGGACAGGAAGUACCGCAACAGAAACGGUGGAACUUAAGGAAGGCCCUCUGGAACAGUUUACUCAUGAAAUGGAACCCUUUCUGCGCAAGCAAGGACUGCCAGUUCGCCUCAACAAAGGUGUUGUAGAGUUAGUCGCAGAUCAUGUAGUGUGUGAGGAAGGGAGACCCCUUUCACCAGAAGCAGCACAGACUCUGGUAAGGACAGGAGACUAUGCAGUCUUUGCUGCAUAUAUUGAUCUAAACAUGAGCCUGAACGAACUAAAAGGAGCAUCUUCCAAUUUUAGUAGACGCUUACUUGGGCUACAGAUGGCAACAUUCCGGCUAUACUUAGUGUGCCGCUGGUCUUGUGACGACUUUGAAGUGUACAGUGAAGGCUUGGCACGCAUACGAGCUGAAGAUUCCUCUUAAGCCUGUGAUUCUCUUAUGCAAGGACGCACUCGCUGUCUUGUGUUGGGACAGUUUUUGGUAUUGUGCGUAUAGCCAUGUACCCCUGAGCGUUGGAAAUUUGGGAGAUGUGGUCUGCAGAAAUUCUGCUUUUUGUAUCCCUCGUCCUUUCCAAUAUUUACUCAACUGUUGGAAGGUGCAAGCUGAUUGGCAUGUCAUAUCAUAUCAACAAGGGCAAGUUAAGAGGUUGAUCAGUUGGCAAAAA
Panicum virgatum (switchgrass) is the source of this 1954-nucleotide messenger RNA. RefSeq names its product mRNA turnover protein 4 homolog. Bases 685 to 1713 code for a protein of 342 amino acids. The record is from RefSeq and is a predicted model, not a curated record. The transcript is spliced from 10 exons. Lineage: Eukaryota; Viridiplantae; Streptophyta; Magnoliopsida; Poales; Poaceae. Gene Ontology annotation, cellular component: nucleolus; preribosome, large subunit precursor. Gene Ontology annotation, molecular function: RNA binding. Gene Ontology annotation, biological process: ribosomal large subunit assembly; ribosomal large subunit biogenesis; rRNA processing.